Molecule: messenger RNA, 4383 nt
Organism: Neodiprion fabricii
Lineage: Eukaryota; Metazoa; Arthropoda; Insecta; Hymenoptera; Diprionidae
Exons: 4
Coding region: 130-3921 (1263 amino acids)
Source: RefSeq, a predicted model, not a curated record
AUCCACGCUCGAAGCUAGUUGGUUCAUGGAAAUGGAAUUGAAAUAAAAUGAGGUUAGGAAUCAACGAGGACUAUUGAUAACACAUGUUGCUGAAGAUAAAUUAUGUAAAAUUUCAAUAUAUUCCGUAUAAUGAUGACCCGUUGUACUGACGAGAGUUCGGAAAAUGAAGGUUUGUUUAUGAAAAAAAAUAAUUCGUCUCAGAAUAAAUUUGUGGAACGUCGACGAAGUAAAAACAAAUCUGAAAAUAUAGUAGCCAACAACAAGCAUGGUAUUGUUGUCAACGAGAAAACGCAAGAAAAAUCUGCUAUCAAACAAUCCCCAGUUAGGUUUGGGAGUAAAAUGAAAACAAACGAGUUUAACAGGCUGGAGGAUCGAGAUUUGAAGCAGGUAGGGGAAAAUCCAAAUAUUCAAAGUCAGCACUCUUCCGAUGAUGAGCACCUCAAUAAACCACGUACCACCAAUAGCAUCAAGCUAGAACGGUUUUCAUCAGACUCUGAAAGUAGCGACGGAAAUCCAAUUUUUCGCAGGGCAUCUAGGAGAUCAAAACUUGCAUUUGGCGAUAGUGAUGAUGAAGCAGCAACUCCCAAAAAUUCUGAACAUAGUAUGCGUGUACAUGAUUCUGGAGAUGAGUUGAUCGAUAAUUCGAAAAUUACAGCUGCAAUUGAAGAAGAUUUUAUAAGAAAGCCUACCAAACUUUCUGCUGUACUUAUUAAAAAAGAAAUAGUAUCCAAAAAUGAAGAAGAAGCAUUAGAUUGUGCGAAGCUGAGUAAAAUUGAGACAAAUACAAAUUUUAGUCAGCACACAAUGUCUCCAAGUUUUGGAAGUGAGGAUGAAGAGAAUGAGCGAGUCGCGGGCAAUAGUAGUGACUCUGACAGUGUAAUACCACCAUCACAAUUUUGGCUACAUCAGUAUAAGAAACCAAAACUAAACAUUGACAAAGCAUCUGGAAAUAUUUCUAAGAAAUUAUCUACAAUUAAGAAUCUGGACUCCGAGGAUGGAAGCACAAUAGUAGAAACGCCAUUGAUAAAUUCUCAAUCACCUUUGAAGAAAGAACCUCACAGAAAAUCACCACCUAGAAUUACGAAGACAGAAAUUAUUAGUGAAAAAUAUAAAAGGAUUAAUCAAAAGACCUUGAAAGAUGAAAUUGAAUCGUCCCAUGAAAAACAAAGCAUUAUGAAUAAUGCUGAUACAGUCAAGGGAACAAAUUCAAAACUCACAACUUUGAAAACAAAUAGCUUUAAUACGUAUUACUCUCAGGGUAGUUCAAACAAUGAAGAUAAUUUGGAUAGCAGUGGUGACGAACUGAGGAAGAAAUUGAAAUCGCAUAGCGCAAGUCAAGCCUCUGAAAUAUCACAAACUCAGCUAAAAGAAAUAUUGGCUUCAGAACGCAAAAUAUCAGACGACACUUUCAGUGAUAAUACAGAACAGAUAGCAUUAGUUUCUGCCAAUAAGAGUAAGAAUUAUAAAAAUUCACGAGAUUCAUCAAAACAGAAGACUGCUGAAAAGUCCAAAAUAUUGAAUUCCAGUUUUGGCCAUCAAAGAGCACUGAGAGAAUUUGACUCUACCAAUGAGCCGCUGAGUCCUAAAAAGUCACAAACUGUUUUGGAUAAUGAUCCCAGAGAUAAUAAAAUGUCAGUGAACUUGGACUCUUUCAAUAAGAGCCACAAUGCCAACAAAUCACAAUGUUCGACGAAGCAGAUGUUGGCUGUUAAGCUCGAACUACCUGACCACAGUUCCAGCCAUAGUAAAGUACAGAGUGAAUUGGACUGUACAACUGAGACUCAGAGUCCUAAAAAAUUACAGAAUUCACUAAAACGCAAAUUGGCUGCAAAGCAAAAGCUAUCAGAUAACGAUUCCAUAAUUGAACCAAAUGUAAAGGUGCAAAAAAAAACUGCUAUGAAUCAGAAUUUAAGAAAAAAGCUAGCUAAUGAACCUUCAGUAAUUACCUCAGAACCAUCCAGUGAUGGUGGUUCUAACAAAAAAGUGGAUUUACAAAAAACAACACCAUCCAAAAAUAUUGUAUUAUCUCUCAAAAGACCCAACCACAUAAGUGCAUUAGGUUCAAAAUUUGAUAACACGCAAAUGAUUCUUGAAUUCAAAAGUAACAAUAAAUAUUCAGAAACUGGUACAUUUAACAAUGCAUCAAAUGCUUUAUCAUUUGUCGAAGAUCAAUCAACUUCUCACAAAUUCUCCACUUCAAACCAGGCUAAUUCUGAUGAUGACAAUCCAUUUGAAAAGAGCUUUAGCAACAAUAUACCUGCACUAACAGACAGUGUACUACCCAAAAAAAAAUCCAGACGCAUUAGGGACAGUUCAAACGAGGCAGACCCUUUUGUUGCAAAAACUUGCACAAAUGAUCUACAUGAAACUGAGCAAGAUAAUCAAAUUUCUAGAUUGGUAUCUUCACCUAAGAAAUCUGGGUUGGGUGAUGGUUUAGAAAAUAAAGAAAUAUAUUCACCCGGUGAAGUCAAAACACCUCUUAGGAGAAAACGUUCAGAGGCUGAUAUUGAUAUGCCAGUAUCAAAAAAACGUUCAAAGCUAACAUCUUCAGUGACAAACAAAUUGCCCCAAGCUAUAUCAGAUUCAGAUGACACAGAUUAUUUAACACAAUUGAAUACAACACUGAAUAAAUCAAUGGCUCUCAUGGAAAAUAAAUCAGAAGCUGUAAAAUCAAGUAGAAACAGAAAAUCGGUGUCAAUAAACAUGAACCAUGCAUCAGCACGUAAAUCAAAUGGUACCAAAACGCAAAAAGGUAUUCUGAAAAAGCCCGAAUACCUCACCAAUGACAAAAAUCAAGAAAAUGUCAGUGAUUCUCAAGAGCAGACUGAUGUUCAACAAAAUGAUCAACCCAUUGAAACUCUACAAGAAACAAUCAAACGCCCAUCGAACCUACCAGACUUUCAACGACAGGAAAGUUUGAUCGAAGAUUAUAGCAAAGUCAGUUUUGCUCUCAAUGACUUAUCUGAUGAUGAUGAAAUUUUCAUUAUGGAUGUUCCCAAAACGGUGAACCCGAAAGAGUUGAAAGGCCAAAAAAUUAGACUGUGGGGUAAGAACAAAUUGCAAAUUGCAAAUCAAUUAUAUGAAACAUAUGAAGAGGAUCCCACAAAUAUAUCUUGCGUCUUCAGCAUUGACGGAGAGCAGUGCUCGUAUAAAGCUGUGAACUUAACACCAGUUGGAUGUAUGAGAGUUCGUCAGAAACUACCAAAGUCUUUACAGAUCGAAAUGGCUUCUGUCGAGAAAAUUACUGUGCCAUUUCCUGAAAACCUGAAAGUCAGGCAUCCCUUAUUUGGUGCAGCGUAUGAAGACAAAAUUAAUACUAAACACAACAAAAUAUUGAAUGAUAAUGGAAGUUUAAAAGCAAAAUCAGAAGCAAAGUUAAAGACAAAUAAGAAAGCAAACAAUGCUUCUGAAAAAAGGCCUCCCAUUAAAAUAGAAAAACUCUCCAUGAAAACAAAAAAUGUUCAAACGAACGAAAAGAAAGAAGAAGAUGAAAGUAAUUUUGAAGAUGAUGUAGAAAGGACAGUACAACGUAAUAGUAAUUACUCUGUAUCUAGUGAUUCCGAUAGCAAUGAAAGUUUCUUUCAAGACGUGAAACAUAAGGGGAUAGGGAAACAUGAAAAAAGUAAAAAUUCGCCAAAAAAUUUAUUUACUUCAAAUGUUGACGAAAUACCUCUAUUCACUAGUUUGACUUGUCGUACAGAAAAACCGAUCCUCACUAGUCAGCAAAAACUAUCAUCAGUUAAAAAUUUAGGAUUAUCACUGAACUCAUCUACCACAAAACUUGAAAAUUUUGAUAACCUCUCAGAAGACAGUAAAUUUUUUAGUUCAACUCCAAUUAAAGUAGAUACAGAUCAGAAGAGGGAUGAAAUUUUUUCUAUCAAAGUUGGAAAGAAGAAGAACCGUGGCAAUGACAUAAAGUAAAAAGAGUUACCAUAAAACUUCAUGAAGAAUUAGAUUAUGUCUCUUUUUGGAAUAAAGAAUAGUUGUCAAAUGCGACCGGUAAAAAUAUACGUUUGAAGAUUGACGUUAUGAAAAAAUUAAGCAACAAAAGUAUACAACCAUCAAUCACCGUGGAAUUUUUCUAUCGUAAAAGUGACUAAUAAGUUUUGAACAUGGUCAAGCAGAGUAGAAAUAUUUUAUAAAUAAUAAAGUGCACAUAUGCUGAGAAUAUAUGAUUAUCAAUCGCUUAAUCAUCAUACAAACAUCAGCCAUUUCAAAAAAAUAUAAUUAACUAGUACUAGUAAGGAAUUGAUAUUACAUACGAAUCCCGGUAUUGAAUAAGCUACCCAAAACCUGGCACCCAAUGAGUAUGUGAUUCUUGGCUUCUCAACUCAACAAAUCAUUGUAAAUGUAUGAAAAAAAAAGACUCAAGAAAGCUUUUAG